AUGUUGCGCAGGUUCUUGUUGAUAUAUGCAGCCACUGUUGCUACCUUUUUGAGCAACAGUGGCGCGUUUGGCCAGCUGGGCCUUCAGAAUGCCCUUCCCGCCUCGCUAGAUCGGGAUGUGACUCCGCCUCCGUUUCCGACAGUGAACGUACACUUGGAUGAGGCACCACCUUCGGACGAAAAGGAAACAGAUCUAGCUAGAGUCCUUCGAGACGAAAAUUCCUCCCAAAGGAGAAUGAGGGAUGCUUUUGUGGCAAGGAGGCGGGCAUUCCAAGCGCUGAUGAGCGAUCAACAAGAAUCUGUCCAGUUUUUGAGAGACUUAGCAGAAGCAUCGAAGCAGCUGGGCUGA
This is a messenger RNA of Neospora caninum, 348 nucleotides long. RefSeq lists its product as hypothetical. Bases 1 to 348 code for a protein of 115 amino acids. The record is from RefSeq and is a predicted model, not a curated record. The transcript is spliced from 4 exons. Lineage: Eukaryota; Apicomplexa; Conoidasida; Eucoccidiorida; Sarcocystidae.